AUGGCGCGCGGCGCUCGCUUCCUCCUUGUUCUCGCGCUGCUCGCCGCGCUACUCGCCGUCGUCUUCCAGCUCUACCGCCUCAGGAAGCCGAGGUUGUGGACAGUGGAGGAGCUAUCGCUGUACAAUGGAACCAACGAGGGGUUGCCCAUACUACUCGCGAUUUUGGGCUCAGUGUUUGACGUCACAAAAGGGAGGUCACAUUAUGGUCCUGGAGGAGGUUAUCAUCACUUUGCUGGGAGGGAUGCAUCACGGGCAUUUGUUUCUGGAAAUUUUACAGGUGAUGGUCUGACUGAUUCCUUACAGGGUUUAUCAAGCAGUGAGGUAAACAGCAUUGUUGAUUGGAGGAAAUUUUACUUCGAAAGAUAUAUAUUUGCUGGUAAACUUAUUGGACGUUACUACGACAGUCAAGGAAAUCCUACGAAGUACCUGAAGGGUGUAGAAAUGAAGGCAAAGAGAGGUGCACAGCUUCUUGAAAAGCAGAAGAGUGAUGAAGCUAAAAUACCUGGCUGCAAUUCAAAAUGGAGCCAGCAAGAAGGCGGAGAAGUUGUGAGGGCUGUAGUAGAAGGUGCAAAGCAGCUCCUAGAGUUAGUCUUUGGGAUUAUCUAG
Molecule: messenger RNA, 606 nt
Organism: Miscanthus lutarioriparius
Lineage: Eukaryota; Viridiplantae; Streptophyta; Magnoliopsida; Poales; Poaceae
Source: the annotation of a GenBank genome assembly